AUGUACCGCCCGAGUGGGGUGGGAAUCAAAGUCGGUGAGUGCGAGUUUUGUCCCCGUGGGGUAUAUGGAGACAGCCCGGGACUGGGGACGUACAACGACAAGCUCGGGGCCAGGAGCAUCUUGGACUGUAAGCCGUGUCCUGCGGGCGUAUACGGGGCGAGUACAGGCCUCACAACCAGCCAGUGCUCGGGGCCGUGUCCAAACGGCAAGUACAGUAUGAUGGAAGGUUUGCAAUCCCUGAGCGACUGCAUCGACUGUCCGUCGUUCUACCGCGGUCCGCAGGGCUACCGGGGCAACGACGUCACUAUGGAGAACGGUGGCGGGUACCCGUGUGAUCGCUACCAGUACGGCAAGACAAUUCUCAACGGACGAGAUGCCAACAAUGACGCCUGGUUGAAAGGCUACCUCUCGGAAGUGCGGCGGCCGACAAACGCACAGGUUAAUGAUAACACUACACCAUGA
Phytophthora sojae is the source of this 462-nucleotide messenger RNA. RefSeq lists its product as hypothetical. The transcript is spliced from 2 exons. NCBI's taxonomy places the organism in Eukaryota, Oomycota, Peronosporomycetes, Peronosporales, Peronosporaceae. Bases 1 to 462 code for a protein of 153 amino acids. The record is from RefSeq and is a predicted model, not a curated record.